UCUCACAACUCUGUACUACCCAGUUUCAAUAUUCCCUCCCAAACUACACUCGAUUUGACUGAAUCUUCCAGUUUAAACCCUAGAAUCAUGCCUCCAAGGAAGGAGCUCUGUAGGAAUUUUCAGCGUGGCAGUUGUCAGUAUGGUGAUCGCUGUAAGUUCCUUCAUGCCUCACCCUCGCCCCAACAAUCAAAAACCAAUCCUUUUGGAUUUGGCAUGCAAACUAGUGCAACAUUUCAGCGCACAAAUCAGCAACAACAGAUGCCCAACCCCUUUGGUUUUGGUGUUCAGAACAAUAAUCAGCUAAGAGGGGCCAAUAAUUUUGGAUCUCAACCAAAUCAAUUCAAGCCAUUCGAGAAUAAGUGGACUCGUUUCUCUCCCAUAAACAGCAGUAGUGCCUCUGCUUCACGGCAAUCUGAAAAUCAGCCACAAGCUCCUAAUCAUAAGUGCACGGAUUCUGAGUCCUGCAGACGCGUGAUAAUGGAAGAUCUUGAAAAUGAGAAGCCCCUGUGGAAGCUUACUUGUUAUGGUCACAAUAGAAAUGGUCCCUGUGACAUUGUCGGUGACAUCAGCUGCGAAGAGUUGCGUGCGUUAGCAUAUGAUGAUGCAAAACAAGGAAAAAGCUUGCAGUUCAUUAUUGAGAGAGAAAGGAGCUUGCUAAAUUCCAAGUUAGUUGAAUUUCAGAACCUUGUACAGAAACCUCACACAGUUUCCCCUUUUGGUACUCCUAGCACUCAGAAUCCAUUUGGUACUCCGAGCACUCAGAAUCCAUUUGGUGGAGGCAGUUUAAAUGCUCCUAAUAUCAACAAUGUUGUGCCUCCUCCAGCAUCAAAUUUUGGUCAAUUGACUGCAUCCCUAAAUACAGGGUCUGCUGCUGUGCCUAAUUAUACCUUUGGGCAAUCAAGUAUCUUCCAGAACAAUAGUCAGCCGUCUAACAUGUUUCAGAUGAACAAUUCACCUUUUAACAGUUCAGUAGGCACCUCCGGUAGUCAAGUUCCUCAACAAUCGGUUCAAAGGCCCUUCUUUGGUUCAGCAAGCUCCACCAGCAGUGCAAUAAAUGCUCACAGCAAUCCUUUUUCAACUUUUGCGAACAUACCGACAGGAAGUGCGUUUGGUAAACAGUUGGACUUUGUCUCUAAUGGACCCAAUUCGGCUUCAAGUGCUAUUGGACAGUCCAGCAUCCAGCUUAAUGAUAACUUGCCAGCAAAUCCUAAUGUGGAUGAUAGCAUUUGGACAAAAGCUGAAUGGAAAUGGAAUGUUGGAGAGAUCCCUGAAGUACCACCUCCAGAUAUUUAUAUUCACUAGAGUUGGUGAUUGGACCAAUACCAAACUUCAUGAAUCAUCCAACGGAUGCAAACUCCAAAUGUUCUUGAAGACUGGAUGGGUGGAAGGUUGCUGGAUUGAAAAAUUAUGCCACCCAGAUGAUUCCGAUACAGGUACUAGUAUGUCAUCUUUCACACAUGUAUGUGUGCCAGAAUUUGUCGAGUGGGGGGUGGGGAUGUAUUCUAAAUUCUCCAAAAUCAUACAUAAGCUGCAGAUUUAUGCAUGGUAUGAUUGGAAACUGAGGAAUUUGUGGUCUAAGUUUGGUAGCUGCUAAUUGGUGAUCUUUGUACGUAAUAUCAAAUCAAGAACGACACAGGUUAUGCAUGUUCAUCAAAUUUACAGAAAGGCGCACAUUAGCAUUUGAGUUUUUUCGUUUAAAAUUGAGGCUUGGAAAUAAUUGUAUCAGUAUAUAUUCAUGUGUUGACGUUUAUAAAAAUGUGCUAAUUGUUAUUUUGUUCAAACAAUAAUUGUGUGUUGUAGCUCAAGUCUGGUAUUAAGAUUUUCUAGUGUUGAAAAAUUACAUUGAAA
Molecule: messenger RNA, 1848 nt
Organism: Sesamum indicum (sesame)
Lineage: Eukaryota; Viridiplantae; Streptophyta; Magnoliopsida; Lamiales; Pedaliaceae
Source: RefSeq, a predicted model, not a curated record